AUGUUGGACGCCUACGAUGUCACAGAACGUGGCGGAACGUCGCAAACCUUCACACCUGAUCUUGGCUUCGAGCUGCCUCCUGACAGCUGCUCCUGCUGCCAGCGUCACCUGCCGACUGGUGCCCACCUGCACUGGUGCCUGGUCCACUGGCACCAGUGUCCGAAGUGGCAUUGCCUCUCGGUGCUGCUGAGGCUGGCGCUGCCCAGCCUGGUGGCUGUGCUGUCUCUGCACACGCCCGUGACCACCGCUGCCCUGCGGGCUGGCCCCCGGCCCACCACUUGCUGGUCUGCCGCCCGCAGCCGGCUCUCGUCGGGGGGACAAAGCCAUCUUGCACGAGCAGCCUUUGCCUCGGACGGCUGCACACCGCGACACUACCUGGGGCGUCUGGCAGUUCAGCCCAGGGCCCUGGGCUGGUUCACUACCAACCCCCCCACCCCCCAUUUCCUCCUUCCAGGACCCACACGAGCGCCUGUGGUCAGUGUGACCCCAGCUCGACCGUGCCUGGCCUCCUCGCUGGAGAGGCAGAGCGCCGGGGCGGCCUCCUGCCUCGCUCACACUCACAGCCUGUGUCCUGGGGAGCCCGGCCUGCAGACAGCAGCAGGCCGCCCGUUCAACCUCGCGGAGAUCCUGGCUCAGAACUACGGCGUCCGGGAGGAGUGCGAGGCGGCGGCCGGCGGCCUGGAGAAGCCCGAGGAGGAGCUGGGGAAGCAUUUCAUCGCCCAGAGCAGCGACAUGCCCCUCGACGAGCUGCUCGCCCUCUACGGCUACGAGACGUCAGACCCCAUCUCGGACCGGGAGAGCGAGGGCAGCGAGGCCACAGUGCCCCUCCCGGACAUGACCCUGGACAAGGAACAAAUAGCGAAGGAUUUGCUUUCAGGGGAAGAAGAGGAAGAGACACAGUCUUCAGCCGAUGACCUCACCCCGUCUGUGACCUCCCACGGGGCCUCUGACCUUUUCCCCAACCAGAGUGGAUCCUGCUUCCUGGCUGACGGAGCCAAAAAGCCCAGCUCCUCGGCCUCGUCCGACACGGAGGAGGACCCCCUGCCCGCCAACAAAUGCAAGAAGGAGAUCAUGGUGGGGCCUCAGUUCCAAGCUGACCUCAGCAACCUGCACUUGAACCGCCAUUGUGAGAAAAGUAAGUGGCCCUGGCCCCCGUGCGCCUGGCGCCUCGAGUGCCAGCCUGUCUCCAUCCUGAAAUCCCAAGCGGGGAAGCUCGCCGAUGGCCUCUGUGCGUGGAGCGAGGAGGAGUGCCGGAACUUCGAGCACGGCGUCCGGGUGCACGGCAAGAACUUCCACCUGAUCCAGGCCAACAAGGUGCGGACUCGCUCCGUGGGCGAGUGUGUGGAGUACUACUACCUGUGGAAGAAGUCGGAGCGCUACGACUACUUCUCCCAGCAGACUCGGCUGGGCCGACGAAAGUGCGGCCUGUCGGGAACCACGGACGCGGACCAGGAUCUGGACGGCAGUGAUCCUGACGGCCCUGCCUGCCCUCGUUCCUCGCUGUCCCUGCCCGCUGCUGCCGACGGGCUAGACCCCGACCAGGAGCCCCUGGCCCGGAUGCGCACAGGUGAGACUGCGUGGGGCCCGCGUGGGCAGCUCCCCUCACUGGUGGACGCUGGUGGUCACACCUGUCGAGUCCCUGGGCCCUCUGGCAUUCCGGGUGGAGAGGAACUGUGCUUCUCAGCCCUGAAAUGGGGUCUCUGCCUUGGGCCCCCAGGAAGGGUGGGUUCAGCCCCAGCCACCACGCAGGGGAUCGGUAGUGCCUGUGCCAUUGCCAGGGUCCACUCGGGAGCAGGACGGGGCCUUCAGUGUCUGAAGGUGGCCCGCACCGAGCUCGGGACGUUUGGGUCCCGAUAGGGAUACCCCCGGUUCCAGGACUCAGUGGGCCCGUGGCUGACCAGGGGGUGGCC
Molecule: messenger RNA, 1910 nt
Organism: Condylura cristata (star-nosed mole)
Lineage: Eukaryota; Metazoa; Chordata; Mammalia; Eulipotyphla; Talpidae
Gene: MIER2
Product: mesoderm induction early response 1, family member 2
Exons: 14
Coding region: 1-1857 (618 amino acids)
Biological process (GO): negative regulation of transcription by RNA polymerase II
Cellular component (GO): nucleoplasm
Molecular function (GO): histone deacetylase binding; transcription corepressor activity
Source: RefSeq, a predicted model, not a curated record